AUGUUGACUCGAGUCAAGGAAACGGACUGGAGGAACAACGUAGACCAAGCUCUGUUACUCAUCACUGGCCCUACGUUUAGGCGGAACACGCUGAAGCCGUUUUGGGGAUGGAAAGCCGAAUGUUCUCUUGCGUUUGCGUACAUCCCGGGUGGUGAAGAUUUCUUUGCCACAAAGUUGGUACGGGCCACCGACAGGAUGCAUAGGAGCUCUCAUUUCCAUGCUAUCGAAAACCCGGAUAUGAUCCUGUUUUGUUCCAGGGCCGAACCAGUCCGUUUCAAGCGGCCGGCUGAUGACCAAGCAGCUGCCACCGAAAGGGCAGUUCCUACCACCAGCAGUGGUACCGGGAUCCGUCGUACUGCAGAAACUAUGAUGAAGAUUCGCCGUACUCAAGAUCAACUCUGGGAAACAAGGUGGAUGGCGAUCGUGCUAAUCAUAGAAUACAAGACCAACUCUGCCCUCAAAGCCCUGGCUCAGCUUUAUGCUUAUAUGCUCUCCGCAAACGAGCAGUGCGCCACUCGUCUUGGUCUCAUCAUGAUAGGCAAUCGUUUUUCCCGGGUUGUAAUGGUCCGGUCGACAACAACUCAGAACGGUUGUGUGACUCUGGCAGUGGAGUGUUCCAAUCCCGCAAAGUGGGGCCAGGUGGAGAAAAUUUCUCAAUUAGUCAGAAGGGACAGCGAUGAGAUUUUGUAUUUAAACUUCGAGCCGUCUGAUUUAUCCCACAACUUGAUCGAGGCGGAAAAUGAUACCUUGACUUCUCUUACUGUUUCGGAGCAAGCUGCGGACACUCUUUUCCGUUACGUCAAGGCUGCAACUGACAUGGCUGCAAGAAUUCCGAUCGAACCCACUCUGAGUCACUCAGAGAUGUACCAACUUUACGAAGCUAGUGGAUUGGCAAGUUGCCAAGCCGUGGACGCCGCGGGUUUACUGCUUGACACUCGGAUGGUUGCGGUAGACUCUGAUCGGGGUCGAGCUAUGGCGGCAACGGUUGCUCUGGCACCCGCUGAUUGUAAAGAUGCAUUCGAAAGACUUUGCAUCAGUUCUCUCGUCGACGAAGGUGACAAUGCACCAAACCAAUUGAAGAGUAGUGAUAAAGAAUCUACCAACAGGGAAAAUGGAAGCUCCGCCGCAGAGUCCAAUCCGUCUAAACCGCGCCGGACCCCCGUCUCUUCUUCGGAAGGACGUAAGGAUGACGCAGGAGGUGGAGGAGGUAAAGGAGGUGACGGAGGAAGUCCUAGUAGAGGAGGUGAUGGAAACGGUGACCAGGGUCCAUUGGAGAUUGACGGGCAAGACGAAAGAUUCAACCACGGCGCCAGCGUGUCAGCGAAUCCCAUACUAGCGGGAUACCUUUCGGAACUGGCGGGGGACGGGAUGACGGCUCGAACCUUGCGUCAGAGUAUGCACCAUGGACCACAAUCAUGGGAACACGUCGGUCGGGGUGACGAUACCUCUGACGACACGGACGAGUCACCGGGGGCUGGCGUAGCGGCGAUUCAUGCACAGGUCUCUCAAGUGGUCAAUUCUGCUUACUGGGGUGCUCUGGUCAAGUUGGGCGUACGAGUCGUUUGGACCUCUUCCGUCCAGAUGGAUACUCUUGUUCAUGGUUCGGCACAUGCACAUCAAGGUAUAGUAUGGGACCAUCACUCUGUCAUCGGACAUAAGGGGUCGGCCCCUUACGUGGACGAAUCCCUCCCUCCUUCCGCCAACCCCCUGUGGUUCGAACAAGCUCAUCUCAAUUGGGCAGAGAAUCAACUCCGACACGCUUCCACUCAUCCUGAAGACAUUGCCAUCAUCCAGCUUUCAGAAUCCUGUCCCGGCUGGGACCCUCCAGAGGUACGUCUGAGUCAAGCUCAUCUCCUUGACUUGGUAGGUCGAUGUCAACGCAGCCUGCGAAGAAGCGGUGUGGGCAAAGGCGAUAGAGUGGCGUGGUGGGGUGCAAACUGCAUAGAGGCGGUGGUCUUACUGCUUGCCACGAGCUCCAUCGGGGCGAUAUUCUCCAGCGCAGCAGCGGAUUUCGGGACGGCAGGGUUGUCGGAGAGACUGAACCAAAUCAGACCGAAAGUCUUGGUGGUCACGAAUGGCGUUGUAUAUGGAGGGACACCCAGGCCGCUUUUGGGCAACCUUACGGCCCUGUUAGGAGAAAUGGACCAGAUGCCAGAGAAGAUAGUCGUGGUGUCGCAUCUUUCAAGCCAUAUGGUGGCCGAGCCUGCCGGGCUUCACUUGGAUCGGUGGGUAGAUUGGUUGGACGAGUCAGAAGCCCAAAUCGAGUUCAUUCGGAUGGGCUUCAACGAGCCCAUAUGGAUUCUAUUCUCCAGCGGGACGACUGGAAGACCUAAAGCCAUUGUACACCGACAGGGCGGAAUGCUGCUAGAUUCUUUGAGGGAACAUCACUUGGCAGGAGAUAUGACACGAGGAUCAGUUUUCUUCUACUACACCACUCCAGGUUGGAUGAUGUUCCAAUAUCUCGUAUCGGGCCUGGCCACGGGAGCGACGAUCGUCUUGUACGAAGGAAGUCCGUUGAAAGAUCCGAGCUUCCUGUGGAAGACGAUAGACAAUCUCGGGGUGACAAUCUUUGGGACGAGUGCUAAAUGGAUCGAACAAAUAUCUCUGUACGACUUUGUCUAUUCACAUAUCAAAUCGGAUGUGCUUCUCGGCUCCAUCACCGGUGGGACAGACAUCUGUUCAGUUUUUGCGGGUAGGAACACAUGCCUUCCUGUGUUCCGAGGUGAAAUACAGAGUCGGAUGCUGGGAUUUGCACUGGACACGGCCACGACCGAAAUUGGUGCUCCCGGAGAACUCAUUUGUACCCGAGCCUUCCCCAUUCAACCUGUAGGAUUCUGGCCGCUUAAGGGAUAUGGUUUCUCACAGUCGGAAGUGGAAGCCGCUCAGGUCAGAUAUCAGGAGAGUUACUAUAAGGAUUUUGAAGGCAACUGGUAUCAUGGUGAUUACGUGCAGAUCACGCCUUCGCGCUCAGGCAACGCCGGCGGGGUGAUAAUGCUUGGUCGGUCCGAUGGGGUUCUCAACCCUGGCGGUAUCAGGUUUGGUCCCACGGACAUUUAUUCUGUACUCGAGACGGAAGAAUUUGCCGACUGUGGGGUGGAGGAGACACUUGUGGUCGGACUGGUGGUUGAUGGAGGCGCGGAUGAGAAGGUUGUGUUGUUUGUCAAGCUGUUACAGCAAGUUCGAACAAGCAUUCGAUUGUCUCGAAGCGCUCGACACGUCCCAUCAACAAUCCUUCAGGUGUCCGAUAUACCUGUCACCUUGACGGGCAAAAAGGUGGAAGGUGAGUGCAUGUUCGGAGGUUGCGAGGAAGGGAUGACUAACGCUGACCCUGUCCUUUCUGUACUCGCUCCUUCUGGAAUCCCCCUUCCAGUCUCUCCCCCCGUCCUCGACGCCAUCCGAGUCUUUGUGGGAACCCUCGAGUGCAGGCUAGAUCCCGUCCGGCACCGGGCCGUCGACUUUAAGAACCGACUGCUGGACACGCUACUCCUCCCUGUGGUCGCACCUGGACUGGACCCCCAGCUUAUUGCGGCCAUCCAGCAGGUGGUUCUACAUGCGACACAGCCCAUCCAACAGAGCAUCCUAGCUCUUCAUCGCGAUGUACGGGAUUGCCGCCGGGAUGUCGCUGAACUUCGUCGGGAUGUCGCUGAAUUUCGUCGGGAUGUCGCUGAAGCCCGUCGGGAGACUUCAGGACGGACCGCCCAGCGUGCGGAGAUGACGCAUAAUCACCGACUCCACUCUUUGACAAACGCCCCGCUCGCGCACCAAAGAUGGGUGCCCGUGAUUUGCCUGGUUGCUCCGUCGGGGUACAGAGUGCCGGAAGGGCUACCUCAAAACUGGCGGAGACAUCCACGUAGCGCCGCUGACGUCCGACGGAUGUCAGGCGUCACGGCGGCUGCGUGGUUGGAGAUGCACGGCUUGCCGCAGACGGGAACCAGGGUCGAGGACCAAAACACCCUCAUGACGUUCCUAAUGGGAGGAGGAUAG
Tremella mesenterica DSM 1558 is the source of this 3984-nucleotide messenger RNA. RefSeq lists its product as uncharacterized. Gene Ontology annotation, molecular function: acetoacetate-CoA ligase activity. The transcript is spliced from 14 exons. The coding region runs from base 1 to 3984 and encodes 1327 amino acids. The record is from RefSeq and is a predicted model, not a curated record. Gene Ontology annotation, cellular component: cytosol. Lineage: Eukaryota; Fungi; Basidiomycota; Tremellomycetes; Tremellales; Tremellaceae.